AUGGAAGCGGCCAAAGCAGCAGAAGCUGCGCUGUCCGGUAAGGAAGCCCUAGUGGAACAGCUUCAAGAAGAAAUUAAAGAAGCUGAAAUGGUGGUGAACGAGGAGGGUUCCAGUAUGCAACAGCUACAACAAACCGUGCAAUCUGCUAACAAAGCAGCUCAACAGGCUCAAGCGGAACUUAAACUACUCCAAACUUCUUUUCAGCUAGCUCAAGGUAACGCUGCUAAUGCUCAGCAGGCUUUAGAUGGUAUUACUGCCCAGCUUAAUGAGAAAGAGCAACUUUUAGACGCUGCUAGGGCGAAGUUAGAUCAACUCAGUAAGCAACAACAAAGUUCAAAAAUGGAUUUGGCUAAAACCAAAGAGGCGGCGAGAAAAGCUGAAACUUCUGCAGCUGAAGCGAAGCAAAAUGCUGCAAGACUAGAAGGGAAGCCGGUGCAGCUGAGGAUAAGGAACGAGAUGAAAGAAUUAGAAGAGAGGCACAGAAAAGUGAUAGUAAAGAUUGAUGUUCUCUUUUUUUUUAAUUUUGUUUUAUAUACUUAUAAAUAUAUUAAACGAUAA
Messenger RNA from Psylliodes chrysocephalus, 558 nucleotides. The record is from the annotation of a GenBank genome assembly. Lineage: Eukaryota; Metazoa; Arthropoda; Insecta; Coleoptera; Chrysomelidae.